Plectropomus leopardus (leopard coralgrouper) is the source of this 687-nucleotide messenger RNA. NCBI's taxonomy places the organism in Eukaryota, Metazoa, Chordata, Actinopteri, Perciformes, Serranidae. The record is from RefSeq and is a predicted model, not a curated record.
AUGGCUGCUGCCAGCUGUCUGCUGACUGAAGAUCAGUUUCUCUGCUCCAUCUGUCUGGAUGUCUUCACUGAUCCAGUUGCCAUACCAUGUGGACACAACUUCUGCAAAACCUGCAUCACUGACCACUGGGAUAUUAAUGAUCCCUGUCAGUGUCCCAACUGUAAAAAGGUUUUCAACACCAAACCUGAGCUGCAGGUCAACACUUUAAUCUCUGAGAUGGCUGCUCAGUUCAGACAGUCGGCUAAACAGAAAACCAGCAGCAGCAGCUCAGAGCAACAAGAGUCCAAACCAGGAGAAGUUCCCUGUGACGUCUGCACUGGAGCCAAACUGAAGGCCCUGAAGUCCUGCCUGGUGUGUCUGACCUCCUACUGUGAGACUCACCUGGAGCUUCAUCUGACAAAGCCAGGUCUGAAAUCACAUCAGCUGACCGACCCUGUGGAAAACCUGGAAGGCAGGAUGUGUGCGAAGCACAAUAAACUGCUGGAGCUGUUCUGUAAGACCGACCAGACCUGUGUCUGCAUGCUGUGCUCUAUUUCAGACCACAAGACACAUGACGUUGUCCCUGUGAAAGACGGAUAUGAAGGAAAGAAGUUGGAGCUAGAGGAGGAAAUUCAGCAGAUGAUCGAGAAGAGACGACUGAAGAUUCAGGAGAUCAAACGCUCAGUGAAGCUCAGUAAUGAAGAAGCA